Molecule: messenger RNA, 901 nt
Organism: Aedes albopictus (Asian tiger mosquito)
Lineage: Eukaryota; Metazoa; Arthropoda; Insecta; Diptera; Culicidae
Product: perlucin-like
Exons: 2
Coding region: 11-514 (167 amino acids)
Molecular function (GO): signaling receptor activity
Source: RefSeq, a predicted model, not a curated record
UUUUUGCUGAAUGAACGAUCAUUUUUCAGUUCGAGCGCCAGUGGAGAGUACAAUGCAUUUCCGUUUACGUGUACUGCUUUCGGUACUUUUUCUGGCAGUUGCUACAAACUGUGUAGAUUUCUGUGUAAAAACACCGCUAUAUUACAUCCCGAGAGUAUCGACGGACUGGAUCGGAGCGGUGGAGUACUACAAUCGUUUGAACAUGCGGCUGGCGAUAGUCGACAGUCAGGAGAAGCACGAUAACAUCGUAGAGCUGAUAAAGGCAUCCGAUGUGUUUGUACCUAACGCAACCAGUGUUUGGAUUGGAGCCAACGAUAUAUCCACGGAAGGCACGUUCGUGUGGCUCGCCACGGGACAGCGGGCCAACUACACCAACUGGUCUGUGGGCAAUCCGAAUAACCACGCCGGUAGGGAACACUGCGCGGAGAUCGCUUACCAGAGCUACACUAGAUGGACAUGGACCUGGAACGAUCACAAGUGUGACACGAAGCUGAAUUUGAUUUGUGAGUUCUGAAAUUUGAGGAAGAUUAUACGUUGAUUCUGUAUUGAAUUCGUGAAUUCGAAAGUGAGCUAAAACUUCACUCUGAUUGAUGGUAAUAGCAAUUUUCGAGGUCUAAUGAUGAAUUAAUGAGUCUUGGUUUACAACUGUGUAAAAUCAGGUUUUUAUAACGUUCAAAAAAAAAAAAAAUUCUUGUCGAAAGUCUGUAAAGAGAUGCAACGUAGUGCCACAAAGCUUCUUGUAGUUUUUUCAUAUAAUUUCAGAUUAAUCCUAAUAUGUGAUGUACUAGGGUCCAAUGGGGAUCCUAAUUCAAAUUUUACGGCUGCAGUCGGUUUUCUACAGAAAAAUAAUAAUCUAAGUGUAAUGUUUUAAUAAAACUGAAAUUAUGUGACAUCUAACACA